Molecule: messenger RNA, 2195 nt
Organism: Lepus europaeus (European hare)
Lineage: Eukaryota; Metazoa; Chordata; Mammalia; Lagomorpha; Leporidae
Gene: ACSS2
Product: acyl-CoA synthetase short chain family member 2
Exons: 18
Coding region: 68-2185 (705 amino acids)
Biological process (GO): acetyl-CoA biosynthetic process
Cellular component (GO): cytoplasm
Molecular function (GO): acetyl-CoA synthetase activity
Source: RefSeq, a predicted model, not a curated record
CGGCUUGUUUUCCGCGCCCGGGCACUCGCGGCGUUCGCAAAGGCGGCCACGGGGCUUGGAACUUGCGAUGGGGCUUCCCGAGGAGCGGGGCCGGAGCGGCAGCGGGAGCCGCAGCGAGAGCGGGAGCCGGGAGGAAGCGGGAGCCGGGGAUCGGGUGCGGAGCUGGUCUCCGCCGCCCGAGGUCAGACGCUCCGCACACGUCCCCUCGCUGCAGCGCUACCGCGAGCUGCACCGGAGCUCCGUGGAGGAGCCGCGGGAGUUUUGGGGAGACAUUGCCAAGGAAUUUUAUUGGAAGACCCCAUGCCCUGGCCCAUUUCUCCAGUACAACUUUGAUGUGACCAAAGGGAAAAUCUUCAUUGAGUGGAUGAAAGGAGCAACUACCAACAUCUGCUACAAUGUAUUGGAUCGAAAUAUCUAUGAGAAAAAACUUGGAGAUAAAGUUGCUUUUUACUGGGAGGGCAAUGAGCCAGGGGAGACCACCCAGAUCACAUAUCACGAGCUUCUCGUCCAAGUAUGUCGGUUCAGCAAUGUUCUCCGCAAACAGGGCAUUCGAAAGGGUGAUCGGGUGUCCAUCUACAUGCCCAUGAUCUUGGAGCUUGUGGUGGCCAUGCUGGCAUGUGCCCGCCUUGGGGCUUUGCACUCCAUUGUGUUUGCAGGCUUCUCUGCAGAGUCUCUGUGUGAACGGAUCCUGGAUUCCAGUUGCAGCCUUCUUAUCACUACAGAUGCCUUCUACAGGGGGGAAAAGCUUGUGAACCUGAAGGAACUGGCUGACGAGGCCCUGGAGAAGUGUCGGGAGAAGGGUUUCCCAGUGAAAUGCUGCAUUGUGGUCAAGCACCUGGGGCGGGCAGAACUGGGCAUGGGUGCCUCUCCCAGCCAAUCUCCCCCAAUUAAGAGGCCGUGCCCGGAUGUCCAGAUCUCUUGGAACCAAGGGAUUGACUUGUGGUGGCAUGAACUCAUGCAAGAGGCAGGGGAUGAGUUUGAGCCUGAGUGGUGUGAUGCCGAGGACCCACUCUUCAUCCUGUACACUAGUGGCUCCACAGGCAAACCCAAGGGUGUGGUACACACAGUUGGGGGCUACAUGCUCUAUGUGGCCACAACCUUCAAGUAUGUGUUUGACUUCCACGCAGAAGAUGUGUUCUGGUGCACAGCAGACAUUGGCUGGAUCACUGGCCAUUCCUAUGUCACCUACGGGCCACUGGCCAAUGGUGCCACCAGUGUUUUGUUUGAGGGGAUCCCCACAUACCCGGAUGUGAGCCGCCUGUGGAACAUUGUGGACAAAUACAAGGUGACCAAGUUCUACACGGCACCCACGGCCAUCCGUCUGCUCAUGAAGUACGGAGACGAGCCUGUCACCAAGCACAGCCGGGCAUCCUUGCAGGUGCUAGGCACUGUGGGUGAGCCCAUCAACCCUGAGGCCUGGCUGUGGUACCAUCGGGUGGUAGGUGCCCAGCGCUGCCCCAUCGUGGACACCUUUUGGCAAACAGAGACGGGUGGCCACAUGCUGACUCCCCUCCCAGGUGCCACACCCAUGAAGCCUGGUUCUGCUUCCUUCCCAUUCUUUGGCGUGGCUCCUGCAAUCCUGAAUGAGUCUGGGGAAGAGUUGGAAGGUGAAGCCGAAGGCUAUCUGGUAUUCAAGCAGCCCUGGCCAGGGAUCAUGCGCACAGUCUAUGGGAACCACGCACGCUUUGAGACCACCUACUUUAAGAAGUUUCCCGGGUACUACGUGACAGGAGAUGGCUGCCGGCGGGACCAGGAUGGCUAUUACUGGAUCACUGGCAGGAUUGAUGACAUGCUCAACGUAUCUGGACACCUGCUAAGUACAGCGGAAGUGGAGUCAGCACUUGUGGAACAUGAGGCUGUUGCAGAGGCGGCCGUGGUGGGCCACCCUCAUCCUGUGAAGGGCGAAUGCCUCUACUGCUUUGUCACCCUCUGUGAUGGCCACACCUUCAACUCUACCCUCACGGAAGAACUCAAGAAACAGAUUAGAGAAAAGAUUGGCCCUAUUGCCACACCAGACUACAUUCAGAAUGCACCUGGCUUGCCUAAAACCCGCUCAGGGAAAAUCAUGAGACGAGUGCUUCGGAAGAUUGCUCAGAAUGACCGUGACCUGGGGGAUACAUCUACUGUGGCUGACCCGUCUGUCAUCAGUCACCUCUUCACCCACCGCUGCCUGACCAUCCAGUGAACAAGACUCU